AUGUCGGAUUCUAUCAUAAUUUGUGUUUCUGUCAUCUUUCUCCAUCUGUACACAAGUGCGUUUAAGAUUGUCAAUCAACCAGAUCCACUGAUGAUUGUCUCUGUUGGUGAUAAUGUCACUUUGCGUUGCUUCAGUAUGAAAAAUUAUAAUGAACCAAUGGUUUGGUACAAGCAGACUUCAGGACAUCAACCUUAUAUUGUUACAAUGAUGCAGAAAUACAUGGAUAAUGCUGAAUUUUAUGAUGAGUUUAAAUUCCAGAAACGUUUUUCUGUUGAGAAAUGCAAAGAAGAGUGUCACUUGAGGAUUACAAAUGUUACAGCAUCUGAUGAAGGAAUGUAUUACUGUGGAUGGAUAAAGUAUGAGAUUGUUUUUGCUGAAGGCACAUAUUUGACAUUGAAAGGGUUACAAAACAAUCAGGACAAAUUGAAUGUGUCUGUUCUUCAGCGUCCUGCGUCAGUAUCUGUCCGCCCCGGAGACACAGUGAGCCUGAUGUGCACUGUACUGUCUGAACUUACAUCAUCAGACAUCAGAAUGUUCUGGUUCAGAUCUGAUUCAGAAAAGUCUGUUCCACAGAUCAUUUACACUUAUAAUCAGAGUGAUCAGUGUGAGAUUGGUUCUGCUAUGCAAAACUGUACAAACAAUAUGUACACAGACAUUGUCAGUCAGACAGAUGCUGGCAUGUAUUAUUGUGCUCUGAUCACAUGUGGAAAAAUUAUGUUUGGUAACGGGACAAAAAUAAAUGUGGGUUCUCCUACAGAAUAG
Molecule: messenger RNA, 762 nt
Organism: Triplophysa dalaica
Lineage: Eukaryota; Metazoa; Chordata; Actinopteri; Cypriniformes; Nemacheilidae
Exons: 4
Coding region: 1-762 (253 amino acids)
Biological process (GO): response to bacterium
Source: RefSeq, a predicted model, not a curated record